Cotesia glomerata is the source of this 1018-nucleotide messenger RNA. It is a transcript of the gene sel, whose product is annotated as protein seele. Gene Ontology annotation, cellular component: endoplasmic reticulum. The transcript has 4 exons. NCBI's taxonomy places the organism in Eukaryota, Metazoa, Arthropoda, Insecta, Hymenoptera, Braconidae. The coding region runs from base 273 to 869 and encodes 198 amino acids. The record is from RefSeq and is a predicted model, not a curated record.
AUAUAUUUAACUUUAUUUUAUAAAUAUUCCGUACAUUUAUUUUAGAUAAGUAUGAAUGUAUGUUUUUGAUAGGAGAAUUGCUUACACGUGGACAGCUGUUAUUAGUGAGUUUAAAUUUUACGGUUGAAAAAAACAAUACAAUACAACACAAGUAGACCUUAUCUUUAAUAGUUUAAAUCAUUAUAGCUUAAGUGCCACAUGUUUAUUUAAUCCUGGACGUUUCAAUAAGUCGUUACUCUAGUUUUUUUAACGCAAAUAUAUAAUCUCCAAGAAUGCGUUUAAAUAUUUUUAUGGUAAUUUUGUUAUUUUUUGUUGUGGCGAUAAAUGCACAAUAUGACUUUGACACGAGUGAAGUACAUGCUGAUGAAUUAAAAUGCGUUGUUUGUAGAGCGACUGUCAAAGAAAUAGAAAAUGCCUUGGCUCAAAUAGAUCCUUCUCGUCAAAUUGAAGUAGGAAGUCGUAUAGAUGUGCAUGGAAAUAUGGUUAACAAGAAGGUACCAAUAAUAGAAUCUGAAACUCACUUUUCUGAAAUAUUAGAAAAUGUAUGUGCUAAAUUAGAUGACUAUGUACGUGGCAGAUACAAAUCUAAUAAAAAACUCACGAUACUUAAUUUGAUUUCACCUUCUGGUGGUAUGAAUCCUGAUGUGGGUAAAGUUAAUAUUGUCCAGGAUAGUGAUCUUAAUAAAAGUCUGCGUUUUACUUGUGAAGAAAUAAUUGAUGACAAUGAAGAUUAUAUCACAAGUAUUUUCAAAAAGGGCAGUUCUGAUACUGUCAAUCACAUAUGUACAAGAUCGUUGAGUCUCUGUGAAGAUUUAGAUACUGAUGACAAAGAUGGCGAUGAUUAUGAAGAUGCUAAAGAUGAACUUUAAUUUUUUCAUUUUUUUAUAAAGAAUAUAAAUAGAUAUAUAUUUUUAAAUUGUUAAUAAGAGGCAUUAUAGAUACUUAGUCAUACUGAAAAUAAUUUCCAACGAUAUUAAAAAUAAGGAAUUUAUUUUUCUAAUCAAAAACUUACAUCACA